Molecule: messenger RNA, 881 nt
Organism: Trichoderma atroviride IMI 206040
Lineage: Eukaryota; Fungi; Ascomycota; Sordariomycetes; Hypocreales; Hypocreaceae
Source: RefSeq, a predicted model, not a curated record
CUGUUUGGGCACUAGCUGCAGCAUCCGGUGAAGCGUCGCAAGCGCAGCUACCGGCAGCUAAGAUAACUGAUAGAUACCUGGUCCGGCAGUAGUGAUCAUGUACGAUGGGAUAAGAGGGCACCUUGGUAGCGGCAAUGGCUGGCGAUCUCGAGCCGCGCCGGCCGCCUCGUUUCUCCAGGUUUGCCCCCUCCCAACUGCUCAAAAGUACUGGGUACAAGGUAGGGACAAGGCGAGUUGUAUUGAGGUUGUGUAAGGUGCCUUAUAUCUGCAGUUUAAAAAGUGCUGCAAUAAGUGAUUAGGCGGAGUAAAGCUAGCCAAUAUGGAAUAGUAGUAGAUCCAUGAGAGUCCGGAUUGUAAAAGACACGGCCAAGAUACGUGGGAUGGAUAAUGGGCGGCCCUCGAUCAAGCAUUCCAGACGAUGCUAUUCGCAGAGGAACAGCCAAUGGAGCCAUAGAAGGCGCGCGCCGGGCAAGUGACUAGCCAACGAGUAGAGAAUUGGAUACUUCUUAGGCCAGGCGAGGCGAGGCGAUGAUGCGGAGAGGCCAAUGAUGGUCGUGUCUUUGCCCUGGAAUCGCCACUUCAACGGAGACAAGAGGCCGUAUCUCAGCUUGAUGUCGCACAAGGGCGUCGUGAGGGCUGCGAAUUCACACCCUCUUGCUGAGUUCGCCGCGCGGGACGCCCUCCUCCAUGGGCGACGGGUAUCCAGGAGAGGCUGCCGGCAAGAGAUGGUGCGCGACGCGGCGUCUGGAGUGCCUCUUUUGGGUGCUACGUGCUACUAAUAGACGGCGCGGAGUGUCUGAUAGUAUGGAGGUCAAAUACAUCAAUGCAAUAGUCUACAUGGUGUCUAGGCGGGCGCUGCUGAGAGGCAGAUCUGGUAGGCA